UUUAUCAGGAAGUGAAACCAGCAAAAUGUAAACAAACAGAAUGAUGUUGCAUAUGAAAGAAACAAACUAAGAUGUGCCGUUUUAUUGUUUGACAGGAGAGUAAAGGACAGUAGAUCUUUACCUGAUAUGUCUAAUGGAUCUCAAAAUAUGACUCAAGAUUCGUGAUAUUUGCUCUGAAAGGAUCGCCCUUGGAUUUUAAUUGAAAGACCAUUAUUAUAUACAUAUACUAGUUAUAUACAGUUAUGACCACUGGCACAAGGAUAUGAAGUAAACUAGAAAAUCUGAAAUAUGGACAGUCAACAAACUGGAUAUUUUUGAUACGAAAGACCUGCAUACGCUUCAUAAACAUUUUGAAGAGAUCAACGGAUAGGCAGACAUAAUUGUGGUAAAUGUUUUAAUAAAAGUUUCUUGACAAAACAUGAUAUGCAUCAGAAAAAAGAUAAUAUGGUCACAAUGAUACAGGACAUACUACAAGGAAAAAAAUCUUAGCAUUGUUCAGUGAAAGUUUUACAGGAAACAGUGGAGUAGUUUGUUUUUUGAAAGAAAAUUAUCAAGUCGCAUGAUGCUACCUAUUGCUUAUACAGUGAAGCUUAAGAAAUAUAAACUUCAAAGAACGCUGUUGUAAGUAGAGGUUCGUGCUAUGGAACUGUAGAAAAGAACGGACAGAGAUGUAUUUAUAGUUGUGCUUAACCUCAACAACAAAUAAUUUACAACUGUGAAUUUAUGCAUAUGAAAAAAUCUGAAGAAAAAACGACCAAAGGAAACUGCAGAUGAUAGUAAAGUAUUAAAUGAAAUGAUUUGAAGACACAUUGACAAAACGCUCAUCCUUAACAACGAAUGAAUUAUUACAAACGUGCAUGUGACUGAGUAUAAGUAGAACGCUCUUAAAAAGGAAAGAUUAAAGAAAGAUUGCAGCUGUCUAUGUUAUCCACAUCAUUGUCAUGAACUUUUAAAUGCGUUUGUGUAUGGCUAUAUUGAAUACUAAUUUGAAUAUGAUUACAUGGACAUGAUUUUGAUUUGAGCUUUGGACGGAAAACGAAAGUGAAAAACCAGGUUUUUUGGAAUGCCUUAACAUUCAAAUGACGUCACAGGUCACAUGUCCGAAAAUCUCAACCGCGGAACUUGCAAAAAGUUUCAGUUAGAUUGGAUUUGAAUACAUGCACAAGUUACUUGCAAACACGAUUUCAAAAUAAAACCGAACCAUGAAGACAAAUUGGGUACUAACUUAUAACUAAAAUACACAGAACUUUGACAAUUUUUAUUGGUUAUGAUAACUUUUAGUAAAAAAAACAUGAACAAGAAAUGAAACUCCUUCUAUCAAUAAGUACAAUAAAGUUAUAAAAACACUGAAUACUUUAAAACGGAAGACAUUAAGUGUUACACAAUGAAAAAAACUUUAAGCUCACUCUGAACGUUUAAGUAUCCUUAUACAUGUGAACACAUCCCGGUUUAAUAAUGUUAAACCCUACAAACUACCCGAAACUAAGGAAAUUAAUUCUGCACUCGUGCACAUAAUGAGCUAUUCUGAAUGCUGUAUUAUGACUCAAUGCUCAAUUAUGACUUGAUGGCCUUCGUUCCAUUCGUGUCGUCUACUUGUGAUAUAACGUAGUGUCUUAAAGGUUUUCUUGAAUUUGAAACACUUGUUUUAAAAGUGGAUUGAACUGCAUUUAGAAUAUCAGUUGUUGUGAGAAAAUGAAAUGGAGAUUGAGGUAGUGAAUACUAUUUGUUUAAACAUUGAACAUUGAAUUGAAUGAAAUAAUAUUGUUUAAGUAAAUGGAGUCACUGAAUUGAUUGUAACAUUAAAUGCUUGGAUGUACCAGAUAUUGUUCCAGUGUUAUAGAUGUCUUUUAAUAGACACCUGUUAUCGGACUUUUGAAAAUUGAGACCGUUUAAUGAAAAUAUCACAAGGAAACUGUUAAGAUACACGAUAAAAGGCACUUGCUAAAACCAUUUGGAUAAAUCAGAAUAAUAAUUAGUAGACUUCGGAAUAGAGCGAAAUUAAUGGUUGAUUGAAUUAGUAUUUCUUAGCUUAUACAAAUAUGGAAUUAGAAAAAGAGGGCGAACCUUUUGGUUCAGAGAAUGAGAGCACACCGCUUCUUCCUGAAAACAGAGAUGAAACUGCAACAGAAGUUCCAAGUAAUGUAGAGUUAGGCUUUACCCUGCGUCGAUGUAUGCUUUUGCCUGUUAUCUUGGGUUAUUUCCUAGAAGGAGGCAUGUUCAUGUUUCUGUUGCCGCAGUAUACGCAGCACGUUUUUAAAGAGAAGUACACAAGACACGACCAAUUCAGUUUGAACACAACUUACAACGCAUGCGCGAAUGUCAACCAAUCGGAUCCCGAAUACCAGAUAUACUUGAAAAUCCAAAGAGAAACUGCAAAAUGGACGAUAUAUUACGCAAUCGCUUCACUUGUGCCUACGAUUGUGGGAAACAUCGUUUGGGCGUCAUUGUCUGACAUUCUUGGACGAAAGUUUGUCCUAUACUUGACAAUAGCUGGCGCAAUCGUGAGCAUUGGAUCUUUUGCACUAGUAGCAAAUUAUAAAUUGAGUUUAUACUAUAUAAUAAUCGGUAAAGUUCUCGACGGCUUAACGGGAUCAUAUACUGCUUUUCUUGCAAUGAUGUUCACUUAUACUUGUGAUAUAACUGUAGCCGGCAAAUCUAGAACAAUUGCAAUCGUGUUCAUGGAACUAUUACUCGGACUAACCGUAACAUUAGCGUCCAUGUAUACAGGUUAUUUUAUUGAAGCGGCGGGAUUUUUCUGGCCUUCAUUUAUGGCAACAUGCUUACUUGCAGCUGCAUUUCUGAUUCUUGUAAUUUUCGUCCCAGAAACUAGUGGUAUUCAGCACCAAAGAGGUUCACAAACAGAACAAUUGACAGCUUCAGCAAGGGUAAAACGUGCAAUGCUUAGCACCAUAGAAGCCUUCAAGUUUUAUUUCACGAACGAUUCCAAAGUAAGACGACUGAAGUACAUCUUAUUGAUCCUUGGAUUUUUGUUUUUGACCAUCCCAUACCUCAACCGAGGAAGUAUGGAGAUUUUGUACCAGUUGGGAAAACCAUUUUGUUGGUCUUCCAGGAAGAUUGGAUGGUUUGCUUCCCUGAAAAUCUCUAUAGCUUCUGUGUUUGGAGUUGCGGGCACAUAUCUUUUACAGAGAUGUAUGAAAGAUGACAUUAUUGCCAUGCUGGGAACGGCCAUCGGGAUUGCGUCCUAUGUUGUGGAGGGUUUCGCACAUGGUUCCAUCAUCUGGUUAGUUCCCGUCCUCAGUGCCCCUACCGGACUUCCAAUCCCGAUGAUUCGCAGUCUGAUGUCGGCUUUGACACCUGCUGACAAACAAGGUGCGUUGUUUGCCAGUAUCGGUGCAGUGGAGACCUUAUGUGCUCUGAUAGGAUCCGUGAGCAACAACGCCAUCUACUCAGCCACUCUGACGAUUAUGAAUGGUUUUGUGUUCGAAAUCAUGGCUGCCUUUACCCUUAUAGGUGUUAUUUUUCUUGUAGCGUACAUAUUCGUAGCACGGCUUAUGAAAGACACAGACUCGAGGGAUGAUAUCACCAUUACUGUUACUGCAGAUCAGUGAAUGGAUGUGAAAUAUGGGGAAUUAUUAGUAAUCACGAACAUAUAAGACAGCUGCAUGUAUGGGAUGUUCUUUUAAGCUGAUAUACUUGGACCUGUUUCAUUAAGAUAUCUAAGUCUUUAGCCUGCCGCUGCAUCAGAGUGCUCGAGAACACCCGUAUAGUUACUGGCAGAAUACAUUCCAAAACUGUUCUUACGGGUAUCUGUAUUGACCAAAACGAGUUUACGCCUGCGAAUAAACGCUCUUAAGCCUUACUGUCUUAUGGCCGGGUCCCGUUUCAAUACAAUAUCUUAGUCGAAGAACGUUCGCUGCUUAAGAGUGCUCAGAUACCCUCGCAAAGUCACGAGCAGAAUCUAUGUUAUUAAUGUCCUUACAUACUUUUAUUGAAACGCAGUUAUGCCCAAGUUGGGGUUACACCUAGAAAGUUACGAUCUUUAGCCUUCUAAUCCUUAUUUAAAAGGGGCCGUCGUGAACAAUGCCGUUGUCAAUCGGAGUUACGCCUAGAAAGCUACGAUCUAAAGCCUUCCGAUUUUUAUUGAAAAGGGGCCCUGGUGAAUGAUGCAAUUUGUAAGUCGGGGUCAUGCAUAGAAAUUUACUGUUUAAGUCUUUCGAUAUUUAUUGAAAAUGGCCCUUGUAAAUACAUGUUUGUAAAAAUAUUAAAGCUCAAUUCUUGUUUUGUCUUUGACAUUAAAACUUUUUUAUUUAUACUAGUUUAGUUUAUCUGUUGAUUUAAUUUGCAUUAUAGUUUUAUUUUUACAUUGUUAACCGGAGUAGUGAUUUGCUUGAAAUUAUGAUCUUAUUAUUUAUUUCUACAAAUUAGUUAUUUUUUUAUUUAUUUUUGUUUUUCGUGUUGUUUUUUUUGUUCAAUGAUUUUAUUAUUUAGGGACAAUUAAUGAAUAAAAUUAUUCACACUCAAUAGAUUUUUUUAAAACUUAUAUUUUGACAUUUUUAAUAUUCAGGGACCAAAAUCAAACAUUUAUUUCAGAGGGGUUGUAUAAAUACUAUAAUACCACAUUUAUUUAAAUAUAUUUGUUCUACGGUAGACGGUCAGUUUUAUGUUUUUGGUUUAUAUAUCAUAUUAUAGUGUUUCAAAACCGAACUCCGGUAUAGAAGCAACUGUUGAUCUAAAUGAAAUGUCUAUAAAGCUGCAUUCUCACAGUUUGACAAAUUUGACAAUUGUUUCUAAGAGUCAGCUGAUUUUUGCACCAAUGCUUUCAAUUCAGACAUAUGUGUUAACUCACAAUAAAACAGAUCUCAAUUGGUCGGAAAGCUGCCAAAUAGUUCAUUUUUCUUAAAGCGUUAGUUACCAUUUUAAUCAUAAACAUCAAAUUUCGAGCGUAAAUAUUACAUUUUUAUCAGCACUCUUAUAUCACCAGUUCUCUGACGUACACGUAAAACUUGGCUCUUUCAAUGACAAAAACAAUAAAAAGUUGUCAAAACGGUCAAUCUGUGACAGUGCAGCGCUAAUAUCUUUGUCAAUAUCAAUAAGUUAUAAAAAAAAUACUUUUUAAAGUCAUUUAUAUUUAUGAGAUCUUGCACUAAUAUUCAUAUCUAAUUUUGAAUUUCUUUUAACACAUUAUUGAUAUGAAAAACUGCCGUUGAUGAUAUUUUUUAUUUAUUGUUUAUAUAUUUACUUGCCUGACGUUCUCACCAAAUUUAUUUAAAGUCAUUUGGCCUGUAUUUUUGUUUCUUGCUGUUUCAUGCAUUAUUUUCAUACUGAAUACAUUCUGGUUUCUUUUUUGUUUCUUGCUUCUUCAUUAAGUAUUUUCAUAAUUAAUGUAUUCUGGGUGUUUUUGUUUCCUGCUUUUUCAUUCAGUAUUUUUAUACUUUAUGUAUUCUGGUUUCUUUUUUUUGUUUUUUUCUUGCUUCUUCAUUCAGUAUUCUUAUAAUUAAUGUAUUCUGGGUUUUUGUUUCUUGUUUUUUUUUCAUACAGUAAUCUUAUACAACAAUGUUCUGCUGUCCAUGUAAUGAUGUUGACAAAAUAAACCUUUUAACUCUCUGUCAAAACCAAUCUGAAUUGUUUUAAGUAAGCAAUGUUGAACACGUAUAAACCUUUUAACUCUCUGUUAAAACCAAUCUGAAUUGUUUUAAGUAAGCAAUGUUGAACAAGUAUAAACCUUUUAACUCUGUUAAAACCAAUCUGAAUUGUUUUAAGUAAGCAAUGUUGAACACGUAUAAACCUUUUAACUCUGUUAAAACCAAUCUGAAUUGUUUUAAGUAAGCAAUGUUGAACACGUAUAAACCUUUUAACUCUAUGUUAAAACCAAUCUGAAUUGUUUUGAGUAAGCAAUGUUGAACACGUAUAAACCUUUUAACUCUAUGUUAAAACCCAUCUGAAUUGUUUUAAGUAAGCAAUGUUGAACAGGUAUAAACCUUUUAACUCUAUCUUCAAACCCAUCUGAAUUGUUUUAAGUAAGCAAUGUUGAACACGUAUAAACCUUUUAACUCUCUGUUAAAACCAAUCUGAAUUGUUUUAAGUAAGCAAUGUUGAACACGUAUAAACCUUUUAACUUUAUAUUCAAACCAAUCUGAGUUGUUUUGAGCAAUGCAAUGUUGAACAGGUAUAAACCAUGUAAACUUUAUAUUCAAACGAAUCUGAGUUGUUCUGAGCUAUGCAAUGUUGAACACGUAUAAACCUUUUAAUGUUAUAUUCAAACCGAUCUGAGUUGGUCUGAGAUGUGCAAUGUUGAACACGUAUAAACCUUUUAAUGUUAUAUUCAAACCGAUCUGAGUUGGUCUGAGAUGUGCAAUGUUUAACACGUAUACAACUUUGUUAACUUAAUAUUAAAACCAAUCGGAUCUUAAUUAUGCAAUUUUGAACAGGUAUAAACCAUGUUGACUUUUUUUGAAACCAAUCUGAGUUGUUCUGAGGUAUGCGAUAUAGAACACGUCUAAACCUUGUUAACUAUGAUUAAACCAAUUUUAUUUGUUUUGAGCUAUGCGAUAUAGAACACGUCUAAACCUUGUUAACUAUGAUUAAACCAAUUUUAUUUGUUUUGAGCUAUGCGAUAUAGAACACGUCUUAACCUUGUUAACUAUGAUUAAACCAAUUUCAGUUGAUUCGAGCGAUUUAUGUUCAACACGUCUAAACCUUGUAAACUAUGAUUAAACCAAUAACUAUGAUUAAACCAAUUUCAGUUGUUUUGAGCUAUAAAUGUUCAUCACAUAUAAACCUUCUUGACAAUAUAUUAAAACCAAUCUGAUCUGUAUUAUGCAAUUUUGAACACGUAUAACCAUGUUAACUUUAUGUUUAAACCAAUCAAAUAUUUUCACUUUUGCAACGACUGGUUAUGAAGCUUAUUGUCGUAAAUUUUGUUUUGCUUUUAAAGUCGCGUGCUUAAAAAUAGUGGUUGUAUUUGUAUGUUGUAUAUAGAUGAUAAUUAGCAACAGAAUAUUGAGGGCUCAGCGAAAAACAGUCAUAACUCUCGUUAACGGCUCAAUGGAAGGGGAUCUAAUUUUCAUAUAAAUUUGGAGAUUUGCGUCCUUUUUGAGCUAAGGCCUCGAAUUUUGUUAAAGAACUGGUUAUUUAUCCCUCUGUAUUAAGAUUUUCUGGGUGCUGGAUAUUGUUGUAAUUAUAACUAUUUAUCGAUUUCAUUGUCAGAGCUUGGGUCAUCAUUUUUUACUAAGAAGUGUUCAUACAUAGAUAAAAAUAAUCGGGUAUAGACCUUCAUCAGCAAUUUAUGAAACACUUUUACUCUGUCCAUCUUGGGCGCAGCCGAUUUGAACGUAAAGUGUACAGAGAUGUGUACAAAAAAUGUUCCCCGAUCGUGACGUCAAUGACAUCGACGUCAUGUACAACGUCAAAUGUAUAGACUAGCUAUUUCGCAAAUUGUUGAUGAAGGCAUAUGCACGAACUAUUCAUCACAUAUAUUCAAAUGGCAUUGUGAUAAUCCGUCACUUUCCUAUGGAGAGAAAACAAUAAACAUUUACAAUUUUAAAAAUAUUUGAAAUUCUGUAUGUAAAACAGCCUACAUUUUUGUCCAUUUUGUUUGAUAUUUAAGUUAUAAAGAAUAUAAUUUGUAUUUUUUGCACAAAGAGGGCUGCAAAUUACAGGAAUUGAUGUUUACUUUAUUUAUUUUAACAUUUUUCGAUUAUACUGUUUAUCCAUUUCUUGUUAUGUUUUUUAAUGUUAUAUUAAGAUAUAUGCAAUUCCGUUCUUUUGUAUGAUUCAUUGUAUUUUAGUAAAAUUUGAGGCAUUCAAUGCAUUUUAUAAUUUGAUCUGAUGAAAAAUAAAUGACU
This is a messenger RNA of Mya arenaria, 7805 nucleotides long. Its product is annotated as solute carrier family 46 member 3-like. Gene Ontology annotation, cellular component: membrane. The transcript is spliced from 6 exons. Gene Ontology annotation, molecular function: transmembrane transporter activity. Gene Ontology annotation, biological process: transmembrane transport. The record is from RefSeq and is a predicted model, not a curated record. NCBI's taxonomy places the organism in Eukaryota, Metazoa, Mollusca, Bivalvia, Myida, Myidae. The coding region runs from base 2040 to 3569 and encodes 509 amino acids.